Molecule: messenger RNA, 1367 nt
Organism: Nezara viridula (southern green stink bug)
Lineage: Eukaryota; Metazoa; Arthropoda; Insecta; Hemiptera; Pentatomidae
Source: the annotation of a GenBank genome assembly
AUGGCAACAUUUGUUCGACAAAAAACGUUAGAAGUGACGAAACCGUUAAAACUUUUCGCUUUGUUCCCUCUUUCGCCCGAUGGGUCGCGAAACCUUCACGUAUCCGUUCCAAUGUUAGCACUCUCUUCGAUCAUAUGCUGCGCUUACACUGUCACUAACGUUAUAUUAUGUAUGAUUCAGGGUAUAUUUCCGGAUAAUAUACUUCAGACGGCAAAAAUAUACAGAUUUACCAGUAUCUUAUUGAACUGUGUACCUUUACUGUCCAUCUUUGAACUGUUGAACAAAUUGGAAGACUUGAACAGACUUUCCCGUUUCUUGGAUGUCGCAGAGUCAAGAAUACUCGAACUGGGACAGAGGGUGGACUACAAGGACAGCCUGAGACAUCUCAUGUUCAACAGUUGCCUUACAGUCGGGGCCUUCUUUGUAAGGCUGAGGAAGAAUGAUGUACAAAGCCAUAGAAGUUUUUUGAAAUCCCUAAUGAAAACUGUGUAUAAACACAUUCUUCUCGGUAACAUGGUAGUCCUUGUGCAUUGGUACACGACUGUUCUUGGAACUGUGGACAUCCUGUUCUCUGUUUGCAAGCGAGCGGUUUUGCAAUGGAAGAUGUCUCCAUCCCAGAACAUAAAAACUAUAGAAAAGCUCGUAUUGAUACACAAUAUAUUGUCCAUGUGUUCAAGGCUCAUUAACAAGAUCCAUGGGAUCCGUGUAGUCAUCAUAAUACUCACUUCUUUUGUAUUUUCCUUGUCAGGGGCGUAUAGGUCCUAUGAAAUUCUCUCCAUGGCCAAGCAAGGCGCUGGUGUAUCUUAUUACGCCCUCUUAGACAAACUUAUCUGGGUCAUCGUCUGCUUCCACUUGUGUUUACAGAUUAUAGUAACGAGUAGGAGCUGUUCCAGGGAGGCAAAAGAGUUUAAUACGCAGUUGUACCAACUGAUGAUCGAUGAUACGACAAACGACAUAUCAAACAACAAGAAACUACGUCUCCACAUCGCGAUGAAGAGAGAAGUUGUCUUCACAGCUUGUGGAUUUUUCACUUUGGAUUACACCUUGGUUCAUUCGAUGAUCGCAGCGGCCACAACCUACCUCGUGAUUUUGAUCCAGUUCGGGCAACACCAAUCCAACACCUCUGACCUCUCUGCCAACUCAUCUCCCUUCAGCAAUACUACAGACCUACCGCUGUCAACCUCAACGAUGUAACUACCAUCACUAACUCAUAUUCCUGUAAAUACGAUUGUUGUUAUGAAUAUGUGUGUGUGCAUAAAAUUAAAUUGUAAUGUAACUUAUUUUAAGUCGUUCCGUUUUGAAAACAAAAUGAAACAAAAAAUUGUCUGUGUAGUGAUGUUUAAUAAAGUAAUUAUUUUUCUUAAGAA